AUGGCUCUGAACAACACCUUGGGCGCUUUCAUGCGCGGCGUCAUGUACCGCGGUGUCCCCGGUGAGAUGACUGUGGAAAAUAUUCCCAUGCCCACCAUUCUCAACCAGACCGACGCCGUAGUCCGUAUCACGACUUCUGCUCUAUGUGGUUCUGACCUACACGUCUAUCGCGGCUACCAGGGAGGCGCUCCCCCGUGGAACAUGGGACAUGAGGCCAUUGGCUACAUCUCCGAGCUUGGAAGUGCAGUCUCUGGGCUCGAAGUUGGUGACUACGUCAUCAUCCCUGACACUGUGAACCACGGUCGGCUUGAGAUGGAGCCCACUGGUUUGGAUUUCUACGGUAAUGGAGCUGUUGUCACAGAUGGUCUCCAGUCCGAGUACGCCAGAGUCCGAUUCGCCGACUCUAAUUUAAUCCCUAUCCCGCUCACACGGGAGACAACGAACACCACCAUCGAGCAAGACUACCUAACCAUCUCCGACAUCUUCGCCACAGGUUGGGCAAGUCUUGACUUUUCAGGCUUUGAAACAGGCGAUACGGUGGCAGUCUUUGGCGCUGGCCCAGUCGGACUCAUGGCUGCCUACUCGGCCACUCUUCGCGGCGCCUCGAAGGUCUAUGUGAUCGACCACGUCCAAGCCAGGCUCGACCGCGCUGCUUCAAUUGGCGCAAUUCCCAUCAACUUCGCAGCCAGCGACCCCGUCGCCCAGAUCAUGGCUUCCGAACCGAACGGGGUCAUGCGCUCCGUCGACUGCGUUGGCAUCGAGGCUCUCAACUCGACUCUAGAGCAUCAACCCAACAUUAUCCUGAAUCAGAUGGUCAAUCUCACCCAUGUCGGCGGAGGCAUUGGUCAAGUUGGAGUAUACAUGGCGCAACCAGACUCGCCCGGCUCUCCUCUAGGGUCCACAUUUUCUCCCAUCGCCGAGUUCCCUCUGUCCGACUUCUUUGGUAAACGCUUGAAGUUCCAAGCUGGCCCCGUCGAUCCCAAGGUGUACGCGCCGAUGCUUGUGGAGCUUAUCAGCAGCGGCAAGGCCAGCCCUCAUUUCAUCGCUUCGGCGAGUAUCUCGAUUGAGGAUGUUCCGGCCUACUACGCUCGUUUCAAUGCUCAUGACGAGAUCAAGGUUUUCAUCAGCUUUCCUUGA
Molecule: messenger RNA, 1137 nt
Organism: Colletotrichum costaricense
Lineage: Eukaryota; Fungi; Ascomycota; Sordariomycetes; Glomerellales; Glomerellaceae
Product: alcohol dehydrogenase GroES-like domain-containing protein
Exons: 2
Coding region: 1-1137 (378 amino acids)
Molecular function (GO): oxidoreductase activity; zinc ion binding
Source: RefSeq, a predicted model, not a curated record